Molecule: messenger RNA, 489 nt
Organism: Acanthosepion pharaonis
Lineage: Eukaryota; Metazoa; Mollusca; Cephalopoda; Sepiida; Sepiidae
Source: the annotation of a GenBank genome assembly
AUGAAACGACUAAAUAUUGAUUGGAAGAAAACUGAAUUCAUGAUGGUAGGCAAGAAGUACGGAAGAAGGAUAUCUAUCUAUCUAUCUAUCUAUCUAUCUAUCUAUCUAUCUCAGUCUGUUCAUAUCUAUCUAUCUAUCUAUCUAUCUAUCUAUCUAUCUAUCUCAGUCUGUUCACAUCUAUCUAUCUCAGUCUGUUCAUAUCUAUCUAUCUAUCUAUCUCAGUCUGUUCACAUCUAUCUAUCUCAGUCUGUUCUUAUCUAUCUAUCUAUCUAUCUAUCUAUCUCAGUCUGUUCUUAUCUAUCUAUCUAUCUAUCUAUCUAUCUAUCUAUCUAUCUAUCUAUCUCAGUCUGUUCAUAUCUAUCAAUCUAUCUAUCUCAGUCUGUUCACAUCUAUCUAUCUGUCAAUCUAUCUAUCUCAGUCUGUUCACAUCUAUCUAUCUAUCUAUCUAUCUAUCUAUCUAUGUCUUUUUCUGUCGGUCUUUUAUUCUAG